CCAACUCAUUCAUCACCAGUGGUGGUAGACCAGCCACGUUAUUCCAUUCCCAUCCACACCCAAUUCGCCUUGACUGGGCAUCAUCAUUACCAUCCAUCCACUACUGGUAUUGCUCUCUCAUCUCAGUUCAGGUACCGAUCAAAAGGUACUGGACUGCACCCGUAGCUGUCAGGAAUCUCUGAUUCGUCCUCCCUCCCUCCUCUUUCACUUCGUCUGCCACCUCGGUCUUGUUUCUUACCUGCCUUCCUUCCUUCCAUGACAUUGGUUGCCCCUGAUUCCUACCUGACCUUUCCUCUCCUUGGCCUCCUUUUCCAUUCGGACGUACAGUACGGAGUACAUUAGUAGGCAGGUUCUCUAGAGUCACACAAACCUAUCAGGUUCAUGUCACUUUUCUUCUGGAUAUCUUCUUCCGUUCUUCCAGUUCUUCUUCAGCGUUGAUCAUUUCCCUUGUCAAACGCAGUUCAUUAUCCUUUCAUUCAUCGUCGCCGCUUGUUUCGCGCUCGCUUUAAUUCCUCCUAUUCUCCCCACACACACAAACAAGUGCAAGCCCACAACGCACGCACGACCCUGCAGCGUCGAACGCCAACGAUCCACCGACCGUCCCACGCGCCGUCUCUCCCUCCUGAAGUCCGCGUCUCAGCCGUGCCUUUACGCGACACCUGGGGCGCUUCAAAGCAUCCAAUCCAUCCUUCCUAUCUUAUCGCUCGCUACACCGAAGAGGGACAAACUUGAUUUCAACCAUCACCAAAAACACGAUAACUACAGUUCUAUCCACUUUGUCCUGACCUUGUCCCUCCCUUGGAUAUUACCACUAAGGACUAACUGACUGGCCCUUUCAUGGCUGGUAACACCCGCCGGCGCAUCACGUUGCCGGAUCCUGAAGAGCGACGGCCUUUACUGAGUAGGCUCAGUACAGGCGGUCCAGAGAACCGCGAUGCCCUGUAUAGUUGCAUGACAGACCCUCAUAGUCACUUGCCUGUGUAUACCAACAUACACCGUAUUCGUCGCGACAUCAUCAGCGUUGUUGAGGACUAUUUGAGCCUCGCCCAGCUGCAGGAUCUGAGGAUUAAUGUUACAGUUGUGCGGCCAUUGGUGGAUAAGUUCUAUGGCCUCAACGACAUUUCUAUCAUCUACUGUUUGCUGGUUAAUCGUGCUCAGUUUCUCGAAGAGCAGUCUCAUCUCAAUAACCGUCACAAUGUCAACUUCACACGUGCUACUCUAUGUGAGCUCAUAGCUACGCGCAUCCUGAGACGCUUUGGUGAAGUGCAUGAUGAUGGCCACGACGGCCUUUUGCUCCUGGCUCAUAUUCUAGUCGCUGGCUUUGAACCCUUCCAGAAUGCCCCAGAAGAGAUUCGAGAUGAGGCAGAGCGCACCACCUCCUGGGUUGAUUACAAGACUCUGCCAUCUCUUGAGGUUGCCAUUGUCACUGAGAGCAAGCAUUUCUUGAGUUCAGCGACUUGUCAAAAGGUCGUCAACGCCAUAUACGAGGGCCGAAUUGUCUAUACCCCGUCGACAUUUUGGGACAUUAUCCCCGAUCAUUACAAGUUGAAGCCCAUAUCUAUUUAUGAUCCUCGCGAGUCCCCUCUUCUCAACCAAUAUCGCCUGAUUGUCCCUCGAACCCGAAAUGUCCUCGAGUCAAUCCAAUUCGCCACGCUGCUCACUCUCUACGUUGCGGUUAUGGUUCUUAGAAGGAAAAACCGCUAUGGACCAACAGAAGCAGCUUUUUCUAUCUUUGCUUUUGGAUGGGGUUUGGAUCAAUUUGCUACUAUUUUAGCACAUGGUUGGAACGUCUAUACCCAGAACCUGUGGUCAUUCCUUGAUGUGGCCUUUGUUCUCAUCUACUGGGUAUAUCUUGUAUUGCGGUUCCUGGGCUGGAAGCUUGGUGACGCGAACCUUGACGAACAGGCGUUUGAUGUGCUUGCACUCGCCGCUCCUGUCUUGGUUCCACGGCUUGCUUUUAAUCUCUUGAGCGACAAUCUCGUGUUCUUGUCCCUUAGGUCAAUGAUGGCGGACUUUUUCUUCCUCACAGCUCUAUCUGCCUGGUGUUUCUUGGGGUUUCUGCUUUCACUUCUGUGGCUCGGCGAGGGGGCACACCCCAUCCUAACAAUAUCGAAGUGGAUGAUCUAUAUUUGGUUUGGAUUGGAUGGAACAGGUAUACAUCGAUCGACCGAGUUUCACUGGCUGCUAGGACCUAGUGUGAUGGUAGCCUUCGCUUUCCUCGGAAACACACUUUUCCUUACCAUACUUGUAUCGAUGCUUUCCAAUACAUUCAGUAACAUCUCGUCAAACGCCAUAGCGGAGAUCAGUUUCCGUCGAGCAGUUCUGACACUCGAGGGCGUCAAGGCUGACGCUGUGUUCGCAUACCAGCCCCCGUUCAACAUCCUCGCCGUAUUCCUAUUCAUCCCGCUUAAAUUCGUCGUGAGUCCGCGCUGGUUCCACAAGAUCCACGUCACGGCGGUCAAGAUUCUGAAUCUCCCUCUCCUGCUCAUCAUCGCUGUUGCUGAGCGCCGUCUGCUCUGGCCUUCCCGUGAGAUCGAAGACCCAACGGAGAUCAAAGCUCCGCCCCCAACAAAAAGCCAGUUUUGGAAGAAGUGGCGGUUGACGGUUCACCGAGAUCUUCGCGCCGUCUUUCAAGUGCCGCCGCCUGAUACUGUCCACGACGACAUCGCUGUCGAUGAUGAUCUCACGCAUCAUCUCAUCCGUCGACAGUUCACACGCAAUGCGACAAAUGAUAUAGAGCCCCGCAACCUACAUAACACCUCUAGGCCCGAUCCCGGAGCUCGACGUCCAUCACGACGAGAUUCUAUGUUUCCUGGGAUCCCGCCCCAGAAGCUUCGAGGAUCCUUCUCCGAGAAUGACAUGUUUGAGGGAACUACAGAUAGACUGGCCAAUAUGGAAAAGGCGAUACGGCGCAUGGAAACGAUGCUAUCUCGCCUAGUUCCAUCUGCCGAGGACGCCAUCAGUGAUGAUGAGUUGGAGCAAAGCGGGACACUUAGGGGAGACAAUACUGCCGAGUCGUCAUUUAGAGGUUUAGCGGAUCGUGAUUCAUGAUGGUUCCAUGGUGUUUGGGUAUAAGUAUAAACAGAAUUGCACACGCGGAGAGCUAGGGAAGAGCGUUGCGAUACAAUAUUAUUGUGGUGGCCUUUUGUUAUAGCACUGAUUAACUGGCACUGUUGGAAACAUCCAUUCCUGUCACCACAUAGUCUAGCCAACCAACCUUCCUUUUCUACCUGCGAAUAGAACUUGUUUUUCGUCUUUGUCCCUCAGCAAUAAUUCCAACACAUCUUUUUCUGGCGAUUGAUUCCCUGAACGCCUGAGAAUGUGCACUCUCACAUAUUUCCAGCACAAAGAAUGCAAACACACCUGGCUUGUCCUUACGGAACCUUGCGAGCCAUUCAUGGGCCUCAACAAUUGCCCGACCUUCUGCGAUGGUACGGCCAAGGAACCACCAAAAUUCUAUAAGACACAGAGUCGACCAUGCCCUCGAUGCCAGCUGCACGGUGUAUACGAUCGUAAUCUGGUUCGGAUGGUGGAGGAUAUGGGCUGGGGAAUCAAAUGGGGAGUUGGGCCAGGACAGGAUGAUUGGGGCUGCGAGAUGAAGUGUGCGAUGCUUUGAGGCGAUCGUUGCGACGGACUUUUGCACGAGCUUCGAAAUCCUGGAGUUUUCUACCGGUUUGAUUAAGGAAUCUCUCCAGCAACCAUUGUAGGUUCCUGUCUGCCUGGUUCAUGCAUCCCCAAACUAUCCAUCCAUACUGAUUCAAGUGAAGCAGAUAUGUUCGUAUCUAACCCAACAAAAGGCAAUCAGUUCGAAACUGAGCACGUUGCCACUGCUAUGAACCAGAGAUUUGCGAUCCACCAACAACAGCUCUUUAUCCGUCUUCUGUUUCUAUCAACUAUUUAGUCUUAAUUUCUUGAUUCUAAGCAUAUAUCACGUGCCGCAU
Fusarium verticillioides 7600 is the source of this 3941-nucleotide messenger RNA. RefSeq lists its product as hypothetical. The transcript has 5 exons. The record is from RefSeq and is a predicted model, not a curated record. Bases 838 to 3051 code for a protein of 737 amino acids. Lineage: Eukaryota; Fungi; Ascomycota; Sordariomycetes; Hypocreales; Nectriaceae.